AUGAGUGAGGAUGUGAAACCUGAAGUGAUUAAGGCGACGCAAGAUGCAUUAGGAAAAUUUAUUAAAAAGCCUAUAUUAACCGAUAAAUUACUUAAAAAGCCGCCCUUUAGAUUUUUACACGAUAUAUGUACUUACGCAAUGAAAGAAACUGGAUAUCUGACUAGUGUUAUUAAUCAACCUGAAGACAAAUUUGAAAAUAUUAAAGAUAGGGAAGGUAAAAUUGCUUUUUUACAAAAAGUGAUUGCCGCAGUAGAAGCAUCUAAUGGUACCAAAUUAACAGUCAAACCUACGAAAAUUGUGGCUGGUUUGGAGGCAACAAAAACCAAUGAAUUUUUACAAGCGUUAGGAAAAGCAAUAAAAAAAUAUCAAGUAGAAAGUAAAUCCACAAAAACAUCUAAAACCAAAACUAAAACUUCUAGAAGUCAUUCGAAAGAUACAAAAGAGGAUUUGCAAGACAAAAAAUUAGAGAAAGGUUCUACAAAGUCUUUGAAAACUAAUUUAGAAACUCAAGAACAAGAAAACAAUAUUAAAAAACUACCAAGCGACAAUAAUACACCCAUAUCAGGCACAAAAACAAAAAAUAAAAAAAUUGAAGAAGGAACUGUUAAAGAAAAUGAUAAGAAAACUCAUGAUAAAAAAACAAAAGAAAAAAAAUUAAAAAUUGAACAUGAGGAAGAGAGUAAUACAUUAAAAUCAUCUUCUGGAAAAAGCAAAAAUAAAUUGGUCGAAUUAAAUAAUUUAAAUGGUUCUGGAGAAAAUGUCGAUUUGCAAAAUGUGGAUGUUAUUCGAGUUAGUAACACAAAUGGUCAAGGGGAUCAUAAAAUUAUUGAAAAUGAAAUGAAAGAGCAUGUAGAGCACGUAGAAAAUGAAGAAGUUAAAAGAAAAAAUACUGGAAAGCAAAAACAUAGGCAUUCUCCGACAGUCAAGUCUGGUUUACACGAAGAAAGGAAUACACAUGAAAAAUUAAAUGAAAUAAUCCAAAAUAAAGAUACAGUAAAAGAUCAAAAACAUGAGUUGGAUGAAAGUCAAACACAUGAUAGAAUUCAUUCUUCAUCUCGACCUAAAAGUAUUCAGCAAGAACAAAUACCGAUAACUAGUCCAUCAGAGUUAAAAAGUUACCAGAAAAAGGAAAUUCCUUUAGCCAGGGAAGGAAGUUUUAUUUCUAGACCAAAAACUGGAAUCAGAGUUCCAUCAGUGAGACCAGCAAGUGCUAGACCAGCUGCUCCUAGAAUCAGAGAAAAAACAGAAAUUGUAGAAACGGACGAAACCAAAAAAAAUAACAAUCCCAACGCCUUCACUUCCGGAAUCAAAGAGGGGGGGGAAGGCGAACACGGUCAUUUAGUCGAACAAAUUUUAGAAGUACAAAAAGAACUUGAAGAGAGUAAUAAUCUCAUGGUGGCAUCAGAAGAAAAACCAUCAGAUAAAACAGAAAUUGAAUGGGAAUUGAGUAGGAAUUCGGAAUCGGCAAACAGAGAAUUAGAUAAACUUCGUGCAAACAUACAAACUUUAACUCGAUCUGCAAAUCCUUUGGGAAAACUAUUGGAUUUUUUCCAGGAAGACGUUGAUACUAUUCAACGAGAAUUGGAAAGUUUGAAAAAUAAAAAUUCGAGUUUGAUCGUCGAGAUAGCUCAUGAAAAAAGUAUAACCGAACAAUUUAUCGAACCUUUAAAAGUUCAUUUAAAAGAAAUUCAGCAAAGUAUAGACGAAGAAUUCGAACAGAUAACGGUCGUGAAAGCUAACAUUAUAAGGAAUAAUAUAAAAAUACAAAAAUUAUUAGCCGGAAUUUAA
Pediculus humanus corporis (human body louse) is the source of this 1788-nucleotide messenger RNA. Its product is annotated as paramyosin, long form, putative. The coding region runs from base 1 to 1788 and encodes 595 amino acids. NCBI's taxonomy places the organism in Eukaryota, Metazoa, Arthropoda, Insecta, Psocodea, Pediculidae. Gene Ontology annotation, cellular component: centrosome; ciliary basal body; intraciliary transport particle B. The record is from RefSeq and is a predicted model, not a curated record. Gene Ontology annotation, biological process: cilium assembly; intraciliary transport; regulation of microtubule cytoskeleton organization. Gene Ontology annotation, molecular function: microtubule binding. The transcript is spliced from 10 exons.